AUGGCCGGCACUGAGUCUAGACAACCCAGACAGUUGCUUUCAGUCCAGCAACCUCCAGAAGGACAGACUCAAGAGCGUCGAGAGCAUCGCUCACGGUCGCGAGAAGCUGCAAGUCCUUCCGGUGCUGAACAAGAGGUGAACACUUCACAGAAACAAGAAACCACGCUUUGGGAUUCCAUCUCGCCUGAAGAGAACCUCCGGACGUUCGGCCUUGAGAUUCCUGACGGCAAGUCUUUGCGUGAAUGCCGUGAAAUUCUGCAUAGAGCAUAUUUGGAACGGAUGAAACGCUAUGACCUUCUGGUGGCUCAGCAACAGCGUGAAGUAUUGAGAGCAGCCACCAAGAAAGCUACAGUGAUUUACACUCGGACCGUUGAUCGUGCCGCCUCCUUUUUGAACACCAAAAAAGACUUAGAAGAAAGGUCGCAGCUUAAGAAAGAGAAGCUAUUGAGUGCUUUGACCAAGAAAGCCCCAGCUGACUUUCUGAAUGAUGCGAUAGACAAGCGCAUCGCUAUGGCACAGAAACCGAAGCGUGGUGAGAUUUCCAGAGCUUCGCAACCAGCAGUAGAGUCGGCAGCCGCUUUUGUUUCCACCACUUCCAGUGUGACUAUGUCCAAGGAUGAUUUUGCACCUUUUGUUUCUGAAGCUCCAGCGGAUGACAAGCGUGCAGCGAAGAAAUUUCCUGGACUGGGCAAAGGGAAAGGGAAAGGUCUCUCACUUCCAAUUUGCACCUUGUGGCCGCGCAUGGGCUUGAAGUACCCACGAACUGGUCCUUUCGCUGCAGUGUACGCUGACAAGGAUGGUGGCUUUGCUUUGGAGAAUGCCGUACUGAGCCAGAUAGACAUGCCACAGAACGACGAACUUGUUGUUCAACCUGACAGCUUGCUGCACGAUAUGGCCUUGGCAGAACUUUGUGGUGAGUUCUCUGUGCCAGUUCAAGGUUUGCGAAAAGACCAGCUGAUCGACAUCUUGUUUGAAAUCGACAAUGCUGCAACCUUUGGCGCAGAGUGCAAGUCAUCGCCAUUGGGAUUUGAAGACCUCUUGGCAGUUUGCGUGAAAGCUCGUGUGAGAUACUUUCGACAAAAGAAAGCUCUGUCCUCGGAUCAGUUUCCAAGUUUUGAAGGUCUGUGGCAUGAUUUGACCUUUUUGAAUUCUUCAAGUUCCCCAAAGACUAGCCAAGGCUUGCAGUAG
Molecule: messenger RNA, 1188 nt
Organism: Durusdinium trenchii
Lineage: Eukaryota; Dinophyceae; Suessiales; Symbiodiniaceae
Source: the annotation of a GenBank genome assembly